ACCCCACCCACUUUCCUCUUGAUACAAAAGAUGCAGGUUAUGUAAGGUUAGGGUUUAUAUUUAUGUUGACAUUUGGCAAUAAAUAUUUUUAAAAUACAAAAAUAAAUCAAAAUUGCUCCUGGACGUCGUUGUAUACGUUGUAUAUUGAAAUUUAGCUGCCCCAGGAAACAAUCAUGCCGUUUACUGCAGAUGCAAUAGCAGCUCAGCAAGUGCAAGAGCGCUUAAAAGUUUUACAGCAACUUGUUCAUGAAACUGAGAAAAAAAGACAUCAGUGCGAGCACAGCAUUACUACCUUGCAGAAGUAUGCGAAUGAUGACAAAUCUGGGGGCCACAGUUUACAGAAAAUGAGGUCAUUAUACAAAUCUGCAAUAGCACAAUCAGAGCAAGAGGAAGAGGUGAUUCGUAGAGCUCUACAAAAAAUUACUGAGAUAAGAAACAUAAAAAAUGAGAGACGUUUACAGACAAGAUUUACAUCAAAUAAAGAAUCUAUUCGCAAAGGAAUGUGGAUGAAAAUGCUAUCCAGUUCUGCACAAACUUUACCUCUGUUUGUAAGCAAAAUUGGGGAAAAGCCACCUCCACUGUGUGGCGCAAUCCCAGCUGACUCUAACUAUGUAGCUAAGGUUGGGGAUAUGGUUGCAGCUCUGGUAAAAACCCAAGAUGAAGAGAACUGGAUUGUAGCAGAAGUUGUGAGCUACAAUUCAAGCACAAGCAAGUAUGAAGUUGAUGAUAUAUUGAAGGAACAAAACCAAAAAGUGAGAUACACUUUGAGUAGAAGGAGAGUUAUUCCUCUGCCUUUGAUGAGAGCCAAUCCUGAAACUGAUCCCCAGGCAUUGUUUCCUCAAGGGACACUAGUAAUGGCUUUGUUUCCUCAAACCACGUGUUUCUACAAGGCAGUAGUAAACAAACCACCUGCCACCUUCACUGACGAAUACGAGUUGCUAUUUGAGGACUCCACUUAUCCCGAGGGAUACAGUCCACCGCAUUAUGUCGUGCAACGAUACGUCAUCGCUUUCAAACAGAAAAACAAGCAGGCCAGUUGACAGUUGCUGUGUGAAGGAGACAUAUCUGAAAAUGAAGAAGAAAUGGUGACGUUUUUACAGAGCAGCUAGUUGUAUAAAUAUAAUUGAAAAUGACAUUUUUAUUAAAAAGUUUUUUUAUUUGGAGAUGUUUUCAGAACGCAUUAUCCAAAUAUUGGAAAGAAAACCAAUGUUGCAAAUACUCACUCCAGGUCUAUGACAGGCUGAAAUUAAUAUACUGUAUAUACACUACAGAGCGGGAAUGGUAAUUUUAUGCUAAGUAAAAACAGUAUUUCAAUCUUGAAUAUAGUCAUUAUUAUUUUCAAUGUUUGUAAGUUAGAAAAUCGGUAAAAAUCUGUUACAUUUCAUCCAAAUAGUAAUAACAAUUUGAUAUCAUUUCCAACUUAUGCAUAGCUUGCAAAUUCCAUAUAAACUAACAGGCAUAUAAAUAGCAUCACAGCUUACACAUAAACACUUGUAUUUAUAGUUAUAGAGUAAAUCACCUUAGGCUUUCUAUUUGAUUGAUAUGAGUAUAUUAUUCAAUAGCUUAGAUAUGUUUGUACAAUGCAUAUUUGAUCCCAGGCAAUAUAGUAAUGAAGUUGGAAAUGAUGUGCUAAAUGUAUUGUAAUGCUUAUUUAGCAGCUGAUUUUGAAACUGUGUUUGAAAUAAAGAACAUAUCCAAAUUAAUA
Molecule: messenger RNA, 1705 nt
Organism: Acanthoscelides obtectus
Lineage: Eukaryota; Metazoa; Arthropoda; Insecta; Coleoptera; Chrysomelidae
Source: the annotation of a GenBank genome assembly